AUAGUUUACGUCAAAUAUUAUUGAGUAGCAGCGGUCGCAGCCACAUCAGCAACCGAGUAGCGUUUUGGUAAAUCCAUCAAAAUAUUUUGUUCGGUGCAACGAUAAGCAUUUAAUAAGUGGUUUCAUCAUGGCGAUAAAACCUGGCAUGGGACGUAAGACCAGCAGCAAAAAUCCACCAAUUUUAAGUCAUGAAUUCGUUAUACAAAAUCACGCGGAUAUUAUUUCCUGCGUGGCAAUGGUAUUCGUUGUAGCAUUGAUGGACGAAUCUACAUCACCUUUUGCCAGCGCGUUUAUUUCACUGCAUCACAAUGUGACUGGUGAGGAGCCUAGUCGGGAAAAUCCUCAGGGUAAGCCAUUUAGCUACGUGGCGGGCAUUAAGGAUUACUGUGCUAUCUUCUUUUAUACAUUAACAUGCAUCAUUAUGCACGCCAUCAUUCAGGAGUAUGUAUUAGACAAAAUAUCGAAGCGGCUACAUCUUUCCAAAUUCAAAUUGACGCGCUUCAAUGAAUCUGGCCAACUAAUUGUCUUCUAUGUGUUCUCAUUUCUGAUGGGUGCAAAUAUUAUAUCGCGUGAGGGAUAUAUGAACAGGUUUGCGCUGCUAUGGAACCAAUAUCCCGAUCAUCCAAUGACUUUUCUGCAUAAACUGUUCUUUAUUAUUCAAAUGGCUUACUAUCUGCACAUGCUGCCCGAACUUUAUUUCCAGAAGGUUAAAAAAGAGGAUCAACAAGCAAUAAUAAUUCAUUCCAUAUCCGGUUUCUCGGCCAUCUGCUUGGCAUACACAUUUAGCUUCCACCGCAUUGCUUUGGUUUUGUUGACAUUGCAUUAUCUUGGCGAAAUUGUGUCGCAUAUAAUCCAACUAAUUGGUGUUUUCGAUCGGGAGGAGAAAUUCGUUAGCGUCCGCUUUUUUAACAAUUCGUCGUUUGUUUUCGUACGCUUUACGACAAUGGUUAUUGCCGUGCUAGUAUUGUAUUACGGUAUUCCCGUGGAGUAUACGAAGCGCGCAAAUGUAGCACUUAUUGGCUUAAUGGUGUUGCAGGGUUAUUUAAUAUAUUCCUUCACCACUGAAGAGCUACGUGCUACUCGCGAGGCACAACGUGAGGCUAAACUAAUACAGCAACAGCAACAUUCGAAGAAACCAAAAGCAGUAAAGGAGAAGGCGAAAAAGAAAAAAGAAAGUGAUCUCCCUGAGGCUGAUCAGAGCCCUAGUCCUGUUAAGUCAAAGGUAAAAUAAACAUUCCAUAGCGAAUGCCAAAUCAACGACGUCCACCAAUAACAUAAACAAUAAAAAUUGAAAUUAGAAACUUUUCGAAACUUACAUGCUCAUUAAGAUAUGCGCAUAAAAUGUCGAAAUUUUCUAACUGAAGAGCCCCUAGUAAUGUUGGCGAGUAUGCUUCCUGCACAGUUAAACACACACACUCACACAUACAUGUCAAAUGGGUAAAAACAUAUGUAAGAUGUUGCAUAUUAAAAUAUGUAAAAUCAUAUUAAUAAUGGAUUGGCAGUGGAAAAGGGAAAGCAAAGAUUGCAUUUACUUACUAUAUACAAAAGUUUCGUUGCAACUCUAAACAAGAAAUCAAAAGCUUGAAGCCACGCUGCCGCCACCGAUGCUGCUGUUGCUACCGCUAAACUUAAGGCAUAUUUUUUCAUAUAAAAUUAGUUAUUUUUGUUUUAUUUUUUAUACCUACUGUUUAAAUGCAUUUUGCAAAAUAAUUUCUAUCGUAAAUUAAAUUACAAAAAACAAAUAAUAAAAAUAUUAAACGAUACUAGUACAAUGAGUGAACUUUUGCUCCUAUCUGAAUAACAGUUUGAAUUUUUGAAUUCAAUAUUUGCCUAAAUUUACGCUAAUGUUUCAAUGAACAAAUAUUUAAACAAAAAAAAUUUAAAAGAAAGUAAUGUAUGAGGAAAAUAAAAAAAAUAUAUACUUCUACACUCCAAUAACAGUUAGACGUUUGAGACUGAAUAAAGCUCAACUUCCAUUAUGAUUGUGGUGCAAGCACUGAACCAUGACAUUUCUAAUAUUAUUAUUAUAAUUACAAUUGCAAUAAAAUUUAGUGUUUAGUUAAAAUGUUCUCAAACAAUAACAAAUUCACAAACAUAAACAAAGCAAAUAUCUGAAUACUUUGAUACUGAAUGAUGAAUUAAAUGAAAAAAUGCAAAUGUUGUAACUAAGUAGUUCUUAAGAGAUUGUAAGCUUGCUUGAAUAUUUUUGUAUGAAUUAUGCACAAAACUAAGCAACAAUAAAAUGUAAGAAAGCAAAAUAAGUUGGUAGAAAUUGCUUUGAAA
Messenger RNA from Bactrocera tryoni, 2283 nucleotides. It is a transcript of the gene TRAM, whose product is annotated as translocating chain-associated membrane protein 1. Bases 128 to 1231 code for a protein of 367 amino acids. The record is from RefSeq and is a predicted model, not a curated record. Gene Ontology annotation, cellular component: endoplasmic reticulum membrane. The transcript has a single exon. Lineage: Eukaryota; Metazoa; Arthropoda; Insecta; Diptera; Tephritidae. Gene Ontology annotation, biological process: protein insertion into ER membrane; SRP-dependent cotranslational protein targeting to membrane, translocation.